Molecule: messenger RNA, 1572 nt
Organism: Hyalella azteca
Lineage: Eukaryota; Metazoa; Arthropoda; Malacostraca; Amphipoda; Hyalellidae
Product: protein O-linked-mannose beta-1,2-N-acetylglucosaminyltransferase 1
Exons: 14
Coding region: 1-1572 (523 amino acids)
Biological process (GO): protein O-linked glycosylation via N-acetylgalactosamine
Cellular component (GO): Golgi membrane
Molecular function (GO): beta-1,3-galactosyl-O-glycosyl-glycoprotein beta-1,3-N-acetylglucosaminyltransferase activity
Source: RefSeq, a predicted model, not a curated record
AUGGAUUACCUGGCGAUAAUAUUUAUGUUGGCUAUAGUGUUGUGGCGUCUGCAGCGCACGGUUGGCAGCGUGGAGCAGUUUGAUAUGACCGUUUAUAUCUAUGAGCAAAACAUCGGGCACGUAAAAAACAUCGGACACGUAUCAGGCAUAUGGUGCGCGGUGUUCGACAGCGCGUCAGGGUCCCGUCUGAGCUCGCGGUUCAUCACCACCAGCGACGCUGGACAGGACGAGGAGCUAGCGGCGCUUCUAGCGAAAAUCAGGGAGAACAGACUAGUCAUUUUCGUUGGCACGGGAGAUUUCUUGCGCAGCCUUUACGACGCUGGGGCAGAUGCCCUCAGAACGUACGGAAGCGUCAUGGUGGAUAAACUAGCGAACUAUGAGCCAUGGUUCUUGAUCGGGAGGUCGGGGCGUGGACCACUCACCGGGAACUUCAGCAGUUCUCAGGGGUUCACAACUCUCGUAGAAGGCACCAUGACGCUGCCGCCGUCACUACAGAACGACGUUAAUAAAGUCAUGUCCGCUCACCACUCAGUCAACCUCUUCGUACCCAUAGCCGGGCUCAAAUCAGGAAACCGCUUGCCGGAAGGUUCUAUAACAGAAGAUUGCGAUUGGUACGCUGAGUACAAACAACAGGCAAGGUUCUGCCAAAGAUAUGAAGGUUAUGAAAGCUUGUGCCUCUGUGUCAACCCUUUAAUACCUGCGCUGCACAGCACUAACGCGACCCGACAACUCAAAGUGAAAAUUCCCAUUAUUAUUUUAACAGCUACAAGACCUUGGUACUUGUUCAGGAUCCUACAGACGUUGUGGCAGGAGGUGCAGGGUUUCUGGCCUGCAGACGUGCUGGUUGUGGUGGAUGGGCCAAGGCAGCCGAGCCUCGAGCUGCUGGAAAACUUCCCUGUGUCUGUUAUAGUUCACACCCCGCAAGGAAACCACGAGGAUAACACAAGGACGAAUACGAUGGUAGCUUUUGGCUUGAAGAGUGGCUUCCAGAAAUGGCCUGAGGUUGAGCAGAUCAUCGUCCUCGAGGACGACCUUAUACCCUCUCCUGAUUUGCUCACCUACUUCGAACAGCUCGCCCCAGUUCUUACAGCCGACCCCACACUCAUGUGCGCUAACGCCUUCAGCCAGCACUCAUACCCCAACACGGCGUACGACCUUACGACCGUCCUUAGGACGCGUGUCAUGCCUCAGUACGGCUGGAUGAUGACCAGGAGUAUGGCCACGGCCCUACUGCAGCUGUGGGUACCCGUCGGUCCUGGACGAGACUGGGACUGGUGGUUGCUGCUGGAAAACCAGCGAAGGAAUCGCUUGGUGCUGACGCCUGAAGUGUCGCGUAUUCGGCACGACUCCAGUUCUGGAGCGCACGUGUACGCCUGGGAACAAGGCCUCUACCACGCAGACCGCCUCCAAAGCAAUUAUUCUACUGCUGUGCUGGCUAACAUUGACAGGUUGAGUUCACCAUCUCUGUACGAUGCUUGGUACUGCAGCGAGAUCCUAAGAUCUACACCCAUCAUUAUACGGGACAAUCCGUGCGACGUAUUUCCUCUGCCAGACGACCAGUUGUACAGCUAG